Adineta steineri is the source of this 735-nucleotide messenger RNA. NCBI's taxonomy places the organism in Eukaryota, Metazoa, Rotifera, Eurotatoria, Adinetida, Adinetidae. The record is from the annotation of a GenBank genome assembly.
AUGCGUAUAUUAAAAUUAGCACGACAUUCAACCGGUUUACAAUCAUUAGGUUAUACAUUACGACGAAGUUAUAAAGAAUUAUCAAUGCUUUUAAUGUUUCUUGCAAUAUUUAUAUUAUUAUUUUCAAGUUUAGCUUAUUUUGCUGAAAAAGAUGGAAAUGCUAUACAAUUUCGAUCAAUUCCACAUGCUUUUUGGUGGGCUAGUAUUACAAUGACAACAGUUGGUUAUGGUGAUAUAUAUCCGAAAUCAGUGUGGGGUAAAUUAAUUGGUUCAGUUUGUUGUGUUUGUGGUGUACUUGUUAUUGCAUUACCAAUUCCAAUUAUUGUUAAUAAUUUUGCUGAAUAUUAUAAAGAACAAUUACGUCGAGAAAAAGCUACAAAACGUAAAGAAGCAAUUGAACGAGCAAAAAAGAAUGGAUCGAUUAUUUCAAUUCAAUCACAAGCUUUCGGAAAUCCAAGAUUAUCAACAAGUGAUAAUAAUGGACGUCGUACAAGUAAUAUGAAAUGUCGUUCAAGUCUUGUUCAUACAACUGAUGAACCACUACAUGAUCCAGCAUGUUAUGAGAAGAAUUUACCAUCAACAUCACCAAAACAAAUUCCACUUACAAUUGAUCUUUUUCCUGAUAUGAAUGAAAAUCUUAAAUCACAUGAUGAAGAUGUUAAAGAAGCUUUACUCACUGUACAUGACAAUCCAAUUGCUGCUAAUGAACAAAAAACUUCUAGAUUUGACACUUAA